AUGCACUUACACGCCGAAGUCAAAUUGAGAUGCGAACAGUUGAGCCUGGAACGCAUCUUCCCAAGGGGCUUCUAUGUUUGGACGGAUAACAUCUGGGAUGACAACGCCUGGUCAGACCCUGUUUACUUUGACAACCCUGGAUUCGAUCAGGAUCUGUUCUGGGAUGACAACGACAAGGUUUAUCUCUCUACCACAGUGCGUAUGAGCAAGCGAACGCCAGGACUGAAAAUGAAAGACUUCGCAAUCCACAUCUCGGAGAUCGACAUCACUACGGGGAGGACACUCACACCCCCUCAAGUCAUCCGUGAGUCUCCGCACGGAAUAGCUGAAGGUUCCCACAUCGUUCGCAAGGGGAGGUACUACUACCUGUUCACUGCCGAGGGCGGCACCGAAGCGGGCCACCAGGAAUGGGUUUUCAGGAGUGACAUCGGCCCAUACGGUCCAUGGGAGGGGCAAGGACAGGCUUUGUGGUACAACGGCCCCGAAGAAGAGGUACAGAGAACCGGUCACUGCGACAUAUUUGAGGACGGUGAUGGCAGAUGGUGGGCGGUGAUGCUAGGUGUUCGGCCCGUGAAGUCCGAGGGCAAGUAUAUCGAGCCCCAGAUGGGCCGUGAGACAUUCCUCGUUCGGGUCGAUUGGGUAGACGACUGGCCCAUAUUCAACCAGGGUCGCAAUAUCACUCUCCGAACUGUCGGCAGGGAGCACGUCCAGAAAGCACCAGUGGCAAACGCAGUCGGGGUGAGAUGGAGGGCGGACCUAUCAAAGUCUAGCCUCGAGCUUGGUUGGUACCAUAAGAACACACCUAUAAAGCCUUGCUACAGCCUCACUGAGCGUCCGGGGUAUCUCAGGUUAUUCGGAAACUGUUUCGACCUCAACAGCCCAGAGUCUCCUGCGAUGUUGCUCAGGAAACAGACGUCAUACAACGAGUCGUUCAGGGCGGAGAUGAUUUUCAAACCCAGCAGAGCAGGAUAUGAGUCUGGCAUCACCGUCUGGUGGAGCCAGUAUUCAUACGCUACCAUCGGAAUCGCGGCGGUGCGGGAAGAUGACGGAAGCCUGGCUGUUCCGAAAAUUGUGACAAGAGAGCCUACAGGCAAGGUCAGCGAACUCAAGGUUGGUUACCCGGUUCUUCGAUCCAAGACCUCAGCAUGCCCGGGACUGGACUUGGAUCACCAUGUGCAGCUGGCCAUCGCCGCGCAGCCGACCAAAUACGAGAUGAGUCUUGACAUCGGCGGAAUUAUGGCAAACGUAUCGUUCAAAUCCGAAGAUUUGACCAUAUAUCCUCCUGUGGGUGGAGCAUUCUGCGGAGUUAUGUUCGGGGUAUAUUCGUGUGGUCAGAGCGAACCCGUUCUUGAUCCUUCCGACUUCACGAACAUUGAGAUCCUGGAAACGGAAGAACGAUGA
Molecule: messenger RNA, 1401 nt
Organism: Colletotrichum chrysophilum
Lineage: Eukaryota; Fungi; Ascomycota; Sordariomycetes; Glomerellales; Glomerellaceae
Exons: 5
Coding region: 1-1401 (466 amino acids)
Biological process (GO): carbohydrate metabolic process
Molecular function (GO): hydrolase activity, hydrolyzing O-glycosyl compounds
Source: RefSeq, a predicted model, not a curated record